AUGCAAAAAGGUCCUUGUCAACCUCACCUCAAACCAUUUCCAUCGACAAAAGUUGGACCUCAAUCAAGAGCAUUCAACGGUGCUUGGUAUGAGGAAUUUAAAAAUUGGCUUGAAUAUAGUGUAUCAAAAGAUGGUGCAUUUUGUCUGUAUUGUUAUUUGUUUAAAUCAAAUUGCGGAGGACAAUCAGGUGGUGAGUCAUUUGUUGGUCAAGGAUUCAUAAAUUUUAAAAAUGGAAAAGCAAGACUUUAUACUCAUGUUGGAGGUCCAUCUAGUGUUCACAAUCAAGCUAGGAAAAUGUGUGAAGCGUUAAUGAACGAAAAACAACAUAUUCAAACAUUUUUUGAAAAACAAUCAAAGCAAGAUCGUAGUGAGUAUCGAAGUCGUUUGGAAGCAAUAGUUGAUUGCAUUCGUUUGUUAUUGCGACAAGGGCUUGCUUUUCGUGGUGAUGAUGAAUUUGGAGACUCGAGUAAUCAAGGUAACUUUCUUGAGAUUUUAAAAUUUCCUGCUGAUCAUAAUGAAGACAUCAAAGCAGUUACAUUGACAAAUGCUCCUGAGAAUUUAAAAUUAACAUCACCUGAUAUUCAGAAAGAUAUUGUGAGGGCUGUAGCUUUUGAAACACUUGAUAUCAUUAUUAAAGAAAUUGGAGAUGCGUUGUUUUCUAUUUUAGUUGAUGAAUCUCGUGAUAUUUCAACUAAGGAGCAAAUGGGACAAGGUUAUGAUGGGGCAAGCAAUAUGCAAGGAGAGUUCAGUGGUCUUAAAACUCUUAUUUUGAAUGAGAAUCCAUCAGCUUUUUAUGUUCAUUGUUUUGCUCACCAACUUCAACUUGCUCUUGUAGCUGUCGCAAAGAAACAUAUUCUAGUUGCUCAUCUUUUUAGUGUGGUAACUAUGGUGAUAAAUGUCGGUGGAUGUUCUUCUAAGCGUUGUGAUAUUCUUAGAGAAAAGCAAGAUGAUAUUAUUUCUGAAGCACUCAAGUGUGGUGAAAUUUCAAGUGGAAGAGGGCUAAAUCAAGAAACCAAUCUUAAACAUCCCAGUGAUACUCGUUGGGGUUCACAUUAUGCUACAUUGGUAAGCUUGAUUAACUUAUUCUCCCCUAAACUAAUUCUACAUUUAAUGAAAGCAUUGUUGGGAAUACCAAAUGAAUUGUCAAAAGCACUACAGAGAAAAGAUCAAGAUAUUGCAAAUGCCAUGAAAUUAGUGGAAAUUUGCAAGAAAAUAUUACAAGCAAUGAGAGACAAUGAAUGGGAUUCCUUUCUUAAUCAAGUCUCAACCUUUUGUGCUAAAUAUAAUGUAGAUGUUCCUGAUAUGGAUGAUACAUUUGUUGCCCAAGGUCGAUCACAGCGCAAAACUCAAGAAAUGACAAAUUUACAUCACUAUCGUGUGGAAUUCUUUUUUGUUGUUAUUGAUAUCCAACUUCAAGAGCUAAAUGAACGUUUCAAUGAGGUAAACACCGAACUACUUCUUUGUUUAACUUCUUUGUGCCCUGGUGAUUCAUUUGUAGCUUUUGACAAAAAAAAGUUGGUCCGGUUUGCUGAGUAUUAUCCUAAAGACUUUUCUACUUUUGAGCUUAUGAUACUCGAUGAUCAACUUGAAACUUACAUUAUUGAUGUACGUUCUACUGAGAAGUUCUUGGGUUUGAAAAGUAUUGGAGAUCUUGCUCAAAAAAUGGUCGAGACAAAGAAAAAUAUUGUCUAUCCACUGGUGUAUCGACUUAUUACAUUGGCAUUGAUUCUACUUGUUGUUACUGCUACGGUGGAAAGAGUAUUUUCUUCUAUGAAUAUUUUGAAAAAUAGAUUGUAUAUGAGAGAGCUUCAGGUGGUGGUGGAAAAGUUUAGUGGUGACAUGAGAGAGUGGAAUGGUGAAAAGUGGAAUUAUAGGUCUAAUUUGGGUGGUAGAUUGUUGACAAUGGUGGCUCUUCAAAAUCGUGAGAAUCUAGGAACCAUUGUGAGGAAGAGGAUCAGAUGCUAUGCGAUAGCCCCUUCUCAUUGCAUGUCUCUAAAUUUGGCUGUGAGAUAUGCGGAUGUUAUUAAUGCAGCUUACGAUGACCAAGCCAAGAGCAGAAGAAGGUGUUAA
Molecule: messenger RNA, 2070 nt
Organism: Humulus lupulus (European hop)
Lineage: Eukaryota; Viridiplantae; Streptophyta; Magnoliopsida; Rosales; Cannabaceae
Exons: 5
Coding region: 1-2070 (689 amino acids)
Source: RefSeq, a predicted model, not a curated record